Messenger RNA from Zygotorulaspora mrakii, 1470 nucleotides. It is a transcript of the gene THP1, whose product is annotated as Thp1p. The coding region runs from base 1 to 1470 and encodes 489 amino acids. Gene Ontology annotation, molecular function: double-stranded DNA binding; RNA binding. NCBI's taxonomy places the organism in Eukaryota, Fungi, Ascomycota, Saccharomycetes, Saccharomycetales, Saccharomycetaceae. Gene Ontology annotation, biological process: poly(A)+ mRNA export from nucleus; transcription elongation by RNA polymerase II; post-transcriptional tethering of RNA polymerase II gene DNA at nuclear periphery. The transcript has a single exon. The record is from RefSeq and is a predicted model, not a curated record. Gene Ontology annotation, cellular component: transcription export complex 2.
AUGAUUUCUGAUGUCAACUCAAGCACAUCGCUAAACUAUUCGCUCAAUCAGUUUUGCAAAGAUAUUGCCAAUGGAAAAUACUAUGUUCUUUCGAUAAAUCUGCAAGAAAAUGGAAAUAUAAUAGCUGCGUUGCAGCUAGAGUUGCACAACUUCAAGGACAAAAGUAAUUCAGUCAUGUCAAACAAAUCUAUAGAGAACUUUAUUGAAAAACAAAAUUUCAAGUUCGAAGGAAGAAGCUGGGCGAGGUUUAAUAUCAUGCUUGUAUCAUUUUUAGGUUUUUGCAGAGAUGUUAAUCCGUGGUCUAUAUGGGACAGUUGCGAUUUGAUCUUUCAGUUUUAUCAAGAUUUCAACAAUUGUCUGAUCAACGACAGCUAUCCACUAGAUCCAUUAGUACCAAUAUUUCGAAACAUGACCGAAUAUGUGUUGCCAAUUGCAUCGAAACUCGAUGCAAAUUGUUUGCGUAUUGGUACAAAAAAGAAUCAAUUCCUUUCAUUUGCAUCAUCUGUUAUUUCGAAGCUGUUCAAUAGUGUUAAACCAUCCAGAACAAAUGAUGGUAAUGUGAUCCAAAGCGGCGAUUUGAUAGAUUUUCCCCAAAAACAAAAGAUCCUCUUAUAUUUGGUUAAUAAACUGAACAAUAUAUACUUCAGAAUUGAUUCGCCGCAGCUAUGCUUCAAUGUUUUCAAGAACUUCAAGCCAAAGAGUAUGAUAACUGAGUUCGGUGUAUAUCCAAUUAAAGAGCAGAUAGAAUACAAGUACCUUUUGGGGAGAUACUAUCUUUUAAACGGUAGAGUUAUUAAUGCAUUUGUUCAAUUGAAUGACGCCUAUACUCGACUGAGAAAUUUAUGUGAUAAAUGUAACCUGUAUGGGCAUGAUCAAGUACGAAGAAACUUACUUAGGAUAUUGAGAUAUCUUAUACCAACCGGCUUAAUGAUAGGCAAAUUGCCAAAAUUUGAAAUGAUCACACAAAUAGAUGUGUCAUUAUCAGACAAAUAUGCUAAUUUGAGUCAAACUCUAAAAACAGGUAAUGUCAAGGGUCUCAAUAUCUGGUUAAAGUCACAUGAGAGAGAACUGUGCGAGAGACAUCUGUUGGUGAUACAAUUGGAAAAGUUGCCAAUGAUAUGUUAUCGUAAUCUUGUCCGGUCAAUCGUGAGGCAGUGCAUCAUACCGCAAAAUUCAGGCAAAAUACCGUAUUCAACAGUCCACGACGCCCUGAAAAUUUCCAUAGGCGAUCCUUCUAAUGACAGUGAUGAGCACUUUGAUAUAUACAACGGGAUACAUCGUUCCCGAAAUGUGGAAAACGUCCUGGUGACCCUAAUCAAUCUGGGGUUCUUGAGAGGUAAUUGCUUCCCGCAGCUAAAAUUAUGUGUCGUCAAGAAAACUGCAUUGAUUCAAGAAGUGCUGCCAUCCAUUGAAGGAAGGAUAUUGAGCUCGUUCGCACUCAACGACGAUGAUUCAUGGCUAAAUGAUUAG